GAUAGUUUCUACGCAUGCUCUUAAUCGAGAUUUCAACUUCCGCUCUGUGUACGUGCGGCGGCCAUAACAUUUCCGUCUUUCAAGGGUAACCGAAGGUACCAGUCGGCUCACCAUGUACCGCUUUACGAAAGCUGCAGUCAACGUAACAAGCCAGGCAGUGCGCCAGGUGAGGCAUGCAUCCUCCGUCCGCCAGGACUUCCACUCCAAAUAUGGAAACAUGCUGCUGGCUGGUGGAGCUCUUUUCUGUACAUCUGUGUGGUCAUAUGUGCUGACACAGACAGGCCUUACCUGGAAUCUUUCACCUGUUGGGAAGGUCAUGCCAAAAGAGUGGAGAGAGUGACAAUUGAAAAGUCAUCAUGACAAACAAGUCUCGCUCCAUAAAACUUCUGGUUGUACAGAUUAGCAACUGCCCUCUCUGACUGUGUUAAUUCCAACAUGUUAUUUUUGUCCAAAUAAAUUAAACAAUUUACAAUGUC
Molecule: messenger RNA, 476 nt
Organism: Cynoglossus semilaevis (tongue sole)
Lineage: Eukaryota; Metazoa; Chordata; Actinopteri; Pleuronectiformes; Cynoglossidae
Gene: cox7b
Product: cytochrome c oxidase subunit 7B
Exons: 3
Coding region: 113-340 (75 amino acids)
Biological process (GO): mitochondrial electron transport, cytochrome c to oxygen
Source: RefSeq, a predicted model, not a curated record